UAUAUGUAAAGGCCUUUAACUCCAAGGGAAGCAACUUCUGUGUGAAUCGAGAAGUGACGAUGAUGCACCGGCUUUUAUCUUGCAGUUUUGUUAUCUUUUGUGCUUUCAUUCAUAAUGCCAAUGUCCAGAAAAUACCAACAAUCGGUAUUAUUGGAGCAGGGAUCAGUGGAACAUCAACUGCACAUUUUAUGAGAGAAUUAUUUGGUGACGAAGCAAAGAUUGAUAUAUAUGAGAAAAACAAUGUUGGUGGUAGACUAGCAACCGUAGCCAUAGGUGACCAUGAGUAUGAAGUUGGAGGAGCAAUCAUUCAUCCCAAAAAUAUGUACAUGGUUAAUUUUACCAAAAUUUUAGGUCUUGACCAGAUAUCACAUGCUGGAGGUACAUUAGGGAUAUGGAAUGGAGAGGAGGUGGUUGUCAAGACCAGUAAAUACAAGGUCGUUGCCAUGGCACAGUUACUAUGGAGAUAUGGAAUGGAUAUAUAUAAUAUACAAAACUGGGUACAGACUGAAUUGAUGAAUGACUUUAUGAAAAUUUAUGACAUACAGGCAGGUGGGCAUGCCUAUACCUCUGUUACAGAUUUACUGGCAGCCAUGAAUCCAAAGUUUGUUGAUUAUCUGUCUAUCACCAUCAAAGAUCUCAUGAAAAAAGAAGGUUACUCUGACAAGUUUAUCAAUGAAUUGGUAAUGGGAGCCAUGAGGACUAAUUAUGGACAGACCACAGACGUUCCAGCAUUUGUUGGAGUUGUGUCUAUGGCUGGUGUUGACGAUGGACUCUGGUCAGUUAAAGGUGGAAACAAAAGGGUUCCAGAACUUCUGGUCAAACAUGCCAAAGCUAAUGUUAUAGAAGGUGAAGUAAAAGUGGUCAGAUUGGUUGAGGAAGAUCCACCAUUGUAUGAAAUUGAUUAUAAAUGUAAAAAUUGUGCUUCUGUGAAUGAGAUAAAGACUCGUGAAUAUGAUAUCUUAGUAGUAGCUAAACCGUUACAUCCUGAUAUAAACUCUAUAAAGUUUGAAGGAUUCACAACAGAGAUUAAAAACUUUCCACACAAAUAUCAUGUACUGACAACUACUAUGGUUAAAGGUAGUCCAAAUGCUACAUACUUUGGUUUGAAUUCUCCAGAUGACUUUCCUACGGAAUUACUCACAGGAAGUGAUCAAAUUCAUUUUAAUUCAAUUGGUAAACAAAAAUCUGUAAAUGAUGUAGAUGGUACUUCUGUAUAUAAAGUUUUUACCAAUACACCUCUGGAUAAAGAGAAAGUUAAGACUUAUUUUAAUAGUGAAGACGAUUUACGUAUGGUAUUUUGGCGAUCUUAUCCAGAAUAUGACUUUAAAGCAGACAGUUUACCUCCCUUUGUAUUACAUGAUAAGAUAUAUUAUGUAAAUGCUAUAGAAUUAGCCGCAUCAGCCAUGGAAAUGAGUGUCCUCUCUGCCAAAAAUGUGGCCUUACUAGCGCACCACCACUGGACUGGUAACCUAGAUAAGAUAGAUGAACCUUUUGAUGUUAAAGGCAGUGCAGAUAAAACAGAAUUAUAGGAAAUUAUUGAUGAUACUCAUUAUGAUUUAAUACCAGUCAAUCAUAUGCAUUAAGUCAUUAGAUAGAUUUUUUUUACAAUCUGAUUAAAUAUUAUUUCUUAUUCUUUGAUUAUUUGGAGAAAAAAAGUGUUGAAAAACAAUCUAAAAUCUGACAACACCCUUUACUACUUUCGGUUCUGAUCAAUUUUCUAUCAACCAAUGAAAUGUCUGCUUCCAUAAUAUUAAAGGUGUGUGUCAUUAAAACAAAAACCCAAGGAUCUCGAAAGGAAGCUCAAACAGAAAGUAGAAUUUAGUGUUUUCAAAUUCUUGCAAGCAAAGCAUUGACAAGAAUCUUUAUUUUAUUCAAACUGAAUCUUAAAUAAUCUUUUUUUUUAUAUUUUCAAAAUUAAAGUUAUGAUUGUGGAAAUUAUUGUUAUUUACUUUGGAAAGUCUUAAGCUUUUACAUAAUAUGUUUUCAUUAACUUCUCUAAAUUUUUGUUAGAUUUUUUACUUCAUGAGAUGCGAAUCUUGAGGUAGGGGCUGUUAAACAUAGUACCCAGAGAAUGAUAAUUUCACUUACAUUGGCAAGUCAUGCAAGUGUCCAAAGCAAAUUUGGAUACAGACAUCCCACUGUAAUUAAAAAUUCACACUCAAUUCAUACAUUGAUUUUGCCAUUAAAAAAAUCAUAAGACAAUGUAACAAGAUCAUAACUCAUUUAUAUAUGUGAUAUCGUCCCAGCCAUCAGGCAUACAAUUUGUGACAUCUUUAUUAAUUGUGAAAGACAUGGGAUCAUUUAUAUUAAUUAGAUAAAGAGCACAGUAUGCAGUUUUCAAAGACAUCUUCAGUUUAGAUGAACAAAUAUAAUUGUUUAUGAACCAUUGACAUAUAAAAUGUCUAUCUCUUGUUAUAUUCUUUAAGUGUAAUUGCGCCCCAUUGAUAAACAUAAUAUUUUACAUUCCAAAAAGGUGACCCAUUCUCUGGAUACUUUUUGAUUAGUAUAGAAAUAGACUCCCUCUGAAAACAAUUGUUUAAUCUUGAUAUAAAUUAUUCCAUUUUCUUCUAAAAUGUUUAACAUGUUUAACAAUUUAAAAGUCAAUGAAUUAGAUAAACAUGAUAAACAAGCUUGAUUACUUUUAUAAUGAAGAUUUUAUGUUUGCUUCAUACAUUGACUAAGCUUUUUCUACAUUCAGAUAGAUAUUUUUUUUAUCGGGACAUUUUUAACAAUUUACUUGUAUAUACUGUAAAUUCAGAAAUUAUUGCGUGCAUUUAUUAUUGCGAUUUUGUAAUUUAAGACUUAAAUGCGAUUUUGAUUUUUACGAUUUUGAGAAAAAUCCUGUUAAAUUCAUAUCAAAUAUUUCAAAAUGCGAAUUUUUAUUAUUGCGUUUACAACUCAGUCGCAUUUUUCGCAAUAAUAAAAACCUCGCAUUAAUUUCUGAAUUUACAGUAUGUGCAAGUGUGUGUUUUUAGAUUACAAAUGAUGGACAGUUCAUAUUUAUGUGUUCAUAAUUGUUUUUGUAAUUUAGAUUUUGUAAUUUUGAGUAGUUGUGAUGUAAGAUACAUGUCUGUCAGUUUACUCAAUUUUUAGCCGAAAGAAUAUGGCUGUUUGAUAAAAUUACAAACUAUUAUUAUGUGCUGGUACAAUCUAACAUAUAAAAAUGUGAAAUAUAGGAUUUAAAUUUUUUGCAUCUGAAUGAUAUCAACUUAUGAGUUUGAAUGUCUGUUUGAUAUCUUUCUUCUUUGUUUCAAACUUUUAAGGAGUUUAACCUUCUUAUAAGGAUAUUAUUGGUACUGGGUUUUAAUUUUUUUUAUGCCUUUUGUGCUUUUGUUUUUGUAAUUUUUAACUUAUUUUACAUUAAAAAUAGGGUGCUGGUUUUUAAAAAGACUUAAUAUAUAAGUUCUCCCAAACUACUUUCAGAUGAAUGCAAUUAUUCUUUGACAAGGGUGUAAUACAUUGUAGAUCACAAAAGACAACAAGAAUAACAAAACGAUAAUAAUCAAUAUUCUGAUACAGAAUGCUCACAUUUCCAAUAAGCUAGCUCUUUAAGUACUUAACCUGCUCAUAUGAAAUCAUACCGUCCUACACUUUAUACUUCAUAUGUCCCAAUUUCUUGUUUAAGUUGAUACAAUUAAUUGUGUUUUACUUUUGAAAGAAAAUAAGCAAUGUGUUGACAUUUGUCAUUUCUUAUCAACUACACUACAUUUUUUUUGUACAUGCAUUAUUUAGUUAGAUCAGUAGAACAGUAGAGUUAUUCAUGUAUAUGUGAGCAAGAAAUUUGAAAAAUGGUUUGAAUAUUUUCCUAUUUUUAUCAAUAUUACUAUCUUUAAAAUAUUUUAAGAAAGUAUGUAGUUUUAGUUUUUCAGAGCAGUUGAGAAGUAACAUGACUUCUAGUUACAUUUAUGUUUUUGUUGGGCUAAACAAACAUUCAUUCUUGAGUUGAAAUUUGUGGUAUUUUUUUCUUUUCUUUUUGCUUAGUUUAUAUUGGGGCUAUUUGCAUAUUUGAAAUUUAAGGAGGAUAAUUGAAUGAAUUCUGUCAUUUUCUGUGUAGUGUAUUCUAAGUUGCAUUGAAAUUUGAAAAUAGUUUUACCCUUAAGGUAUUUGUUUCAGAUAUCAUACAACAUCUGAUAAAUUGUAAAAAGCUUUUUGUGUUGAGAUGAAGUGCAAAACUGAUGAAAUGUAUCGACUAUAUUAGUCCAUAUCAGAGUUUGAAUUUAAUUCUAUGUAUAAUGAAUGUCAUUAGUGAAAUUAUUUUUGUUUUCAUUGACUGUGCAAUAGGUAUGAUAAGAAGGCAUGUCAGUUUUAUAUAUAUGAUAGAUAACAAUUCAUUAUUUGUUUAUAGAAAUCAGAGAUUGUUUUGAAUAAUCAUUUUUAAUUUUGCAUAUUUGAUCAUUGAUCAUGCUCGGUUAUUUCGAAUAAUUGUUUAUUAGGCUAUAAAAUUCAUCAAAUUA
This is a messenger RNA of Mytilus trossulus (common blue mussel), 4454 nucleotides long. RefSeq names its product prenylcysteine oxidase 1-like. NCBI's taxonomy places the organism in Eukaryota, Metazoa, Mollusca, Bivalvia, Mytilida, Mytilidae. Gene Ontology annotation, biological process: prenylated protein catabolic process; prenylcysteine catabolic process. Gene Ontology annotation, molecular function: prenylcysteine oxidase activity. The transcript is spliced from 5 exons. The record is from RefSeq and is a predicted model, not a curated record. The coding region runs from base 60 to 1529 and encodes 489 amino acids.